Molecule: messenger RNA, 918 nt
Organism: Ooceraea biroi (clonal raider ant)
Lineage: Eukaryota; Metazoa; Arthropoda; Insecta; Hymenoptera; Formicidae
Gene: EloC
Product: transcription elongation factor elongin C
Biological process (GO): ubiquitin-dependent protein catabolic process
Source: RefSeq, a predicted model, not a curated record
CGUACCCCCGGCUUUAUAUCUCAGUUACAUGGUUACGUUUAUCAGAACUUGUAAUACUCGAUGACUGUACUAAUUAGCAGAAACGCUUGCUCAAGAACGUUACUGUGAUUAAAAAGUCUGAUUUAAUUAAAGUUUUGUUGCUUGCGAGGAAGAUAUUUAUACAACAAUAAAUAUGUCAACCGAUGUAAACAUGCAAGGGGAAAAGCCCGAUGGAGAAACGAGUGUCGAUAAAACCGAGGAAGAAGAGGGCAGAUCGUCUAACGACCUGCAUGUGCAAGAAAGCGGUCCUGUUUAUGGAGGUUGCGAAGGACCGAAUGCAAUGUACGUGAAGCUCGUCAGCAGCGACGGACACGAAUUUAUCGUUAAAAGAGAACACGCGUUAACAAGCGGCACUAUUAAGGCGAUGUUAAGCGGUCCGGGUCAGUUUGCGGAAAACGAAGCCAAUGAAGUUAAUUUUCGAGAAAUUCCAUCUCACGUGUUGCAAAAGGUCUGCAUGUAUUUCACUUACAAAGUUCGCUACACAAACAGCAGUACAGAGAUACCAGAGUUUCCUAUUGCACCUGAAAUCGCUCUAGAACUGUUAAUGGCUGGAAAUUUCUUAGACUGCUAAAUAUCAUCUAUAAAGAUUUAUUGAAGGAAAUGGACAAUUAAAUUACAAAAUCAAUGCAGUUUUCUUUAUUAAAAUCUAAGAUGCGUCGAUGUAUUGUGAUACUUGGCAAUAUCAUCAAAUUUGUAGCGUAAUUUGAACUUGUAUAAAACAUUUUAGCGCGAGACAAUGCUGAAUCUUGGUUCUAAAGCAUAAAUCCUGAUUAUUCCAUAUGCUCGAUAAUUUAUGUUCGAUAAUUUAUAUUUAAUAUAAUGUUAUGUAGCACACAUGUGUAUAACAGUUAAUAAUAGAUUACUAUGGCAUGGAGUUUA